CGACGUGUUGUUAACGCGGAUGGCCCGUCAAGCUAGCGACCGACUGUACUCCACAUGCAGAAGGAGGAGUCUAGUGAGACUUAAUGCCAAUGGCUGUCUCCAGUGUGGCAAUGUGUUGAGAGCGUUCCAAGCCUGAUCAUCAUCGAUCUCCCGCAGCCCAACAUCUUGCAUACGAACGAAACUUGGCGCAAAGCAUUUGCAUCGCCAAUGCUCGGACGUCUGUACAUGCAAAGGAUAUGCCGGCCCUUUCGCUCGGAAUGGCAAAGUAACCUUGAAGCAAGUCCGCUACGAGCAGAGUUUGAUGCUGGAUGGAACGACUUUGUGUGCUCGACCAAAAGACUGUCAUCUAGGCAUGACUACUGCAGGUCACUGGUGCCCCUGCGAUACUCACAGCUUGAUGGCAUAGUCACGCAACUGGUAACCUCAUUGCUACUGUUGAAGCUGCAGUUGCCUCUAGUGCACCCCCAUGGACUGACGCUUGGCCUUGCCUUGAUACAUCGCAGAGCAGUUCCAAAAUACGUAUACUCAUGUGAUAGUAAACGAUGGGAUUGUGAAGCGUUCGUGGCAGACAUCUCUCCCAAAUGCUGGUGAAGUUGCCAAAGGCGCAGCCACAUCCAGCCAGGACCGCCUCAGAGCCCCCGCGACGCACGGGCCACCUCUGAUAACGCAGGUACGAAGAACUU
Molecule: messenger RNA, 683 nt
Organism: Paraphaeosphaeria sporulosa
Lineage: Eukaryota; Fungi; Ascomycota; Dothideomycetes; Pleosporales; Didymosphaeriaceae
Exons: 2
Coding region: 208-591 (127 amino acids)
Source: RefSeq, a predicted model, not a curated record